Molecule: messenger RNA, 1608 nt
Organism: Rotaria sp. Silwood2
Lineage: Eukaryota; Metazoa; Rotifera; Eurotatoria; Philodinida; Philodinidae
Source: the annotation of a GenBank genome assembly
AUGUUAAUUCGUAAAACAUUAAGUAAUGAACAAUCAAAGGUAAUCAAAGAUUUGAUGGUACGUUGGGUAUGCAGUGAUAAUCGUCCUUUUUCCAUAAUUGAUGAUAAUGGCCUUCGGGCACUCAUUCAAGAAUGUGUGAAAUUGGGAAGUAUUUAUGGAAAUAUUGAUGUAAAUGAUAUACUUCGUGGUCGAACAAUAAUUUCUGCUCAUUUACAAGUUGUUGCCAAAUCCUGUCGUGAACGUAUUAAAGAAUCAUUGCAGGAACCAUACAAGAACAGAUCAAUUCGAGAUUUACAUCCGAUUACUUGCUAUGGACAUAGAUUGAAUAAUGUUCUUAAACGAUCAUUCUUCCAACAUCAAAAACAAUUACCUACAUUAUCAGCUACUUCUAUUGAAAAACCUUCUACUAGUGAUGAAGAAGAUGAUGAUGAUUCAUUUUAUAUCCCAUCAAAACCGGUAAAAGCAAACAAGAAGUUAAAUAUUUAUACGAACGUCGUGAAAGAACAAAUGAUGAUAACAAAAUUGAUUGAUCCUCCACCAGCUGUUCAACUAUUGAUUAAAUCAAUUGUUGAAUGUAAAUCGUUGGCAAAAUACAUAAAAAAAGCUGGCUUGAAUAAGGAAAUUGAAGGAGCUGGUGGUGUUGCAAUACAGCAAGCAAUUCUUAUCCGUUGGAUUUCUUUAAUUAAUUUGUUGGAAAGUAUUAAUGCAUCAUUUAUACAGAUAAAAGUCGUUUUAAUUCCUCGAAAACAAUACCAAAGAAUAUCCGGUAUUAAUCAGUAUUUGGUGAAACAAACAAUACGCCUUUUAAAGCCAUUUAAAGCAAUCAUUAAAAUGAUACAAUCAGGAUCAAAUCCAACAUUAUAUCUAGUAUUACCAUGCACCUUAAGUCUUCAAAAAGCAUUAAAAUCUUUCGAUAAUCUCUUACAACAUAUUGGUAAAUAUGAAGGUCAAGAACUAAAUGAUAAUUAUAAUGAUGAACAAGAAGAUGAAGGUGUAAGUUAUAUUCGUCAACGGAUAUUAACAUUAUUACACGAUAUGAUUGAUUUAGAUAUCAGACAUUAUUGUGCAACUCUUUUACAUCCAGAUUAUCGUAGUCUUAAAGGAUGUACAAAUGAUGAAAGAGUUGAAUGUCACAAUUAUGUUCGAGAACAAUUGAAAUUAAUUGAAAAAGAACAGAAGAACAACAAUAAUGACAUACAAAAGAAUAAACCACUCAAAUCCGAACAUUCAUCUAUUCUAGAUGAUUUUAAAGAGGAUGCAAAUACAUAUGAUGAUGAGUGUGAUGAUGAUUAUGAUACCAGAAGUGUUGAAUAUUCAUUACCUAUGAGUCAAUCUGAUGAACUUAGCCGAUAUUUAUCGAUGAAAAUCGAUAUGAAACAUUAUCGUUCUGAUGUUCUUACAUACUGGAAAUCAAAUACUGAUGAAUUACCUCAUUUAUCACAAGUUGCUAGACAAAUUCAUAGUAUUCCAGCAACUAGUGCUGGAAUAGAGCGGCAAUUUAGUAUUGCAGGACUUACAUUAACUAAUAGAAGAACUUAUUUAGAUCCUGAACAAUUGGAUAAUGUGCUUUGCAUUCGUACUGUUGCCAAAUUGAAUAGUCAAAUGUAA